This is a messenger RNA of Penicillium canescens, 1734 nucleotides long. RefSeq lists its product as uncharacterized. Bases 1 to 1734 code for a protein of 577 amino acids. The transcript is spliced from 2 exons. Lineage: Eukaryota; Fungi; Ascomycota; Eurotiomycetes; Eurotiales; Aspergillaceae. The record is from RefSeq and is a predicted model, not a curated record.
AUGUCAAUUUUUACACCUCCCGAAUCGCCAAGGAAGCGACGAAAACAUCAACGCGAGUCUAGAGAAACGGAUGGUGAUAUGAAAAUCGGCCAAUACAUCUACCGAUCUGAUCCCUAUCGAACGACGAGUGUUGAGAAUCCCUCUCCAUACCCGUUUUCCGUGGUCCCUCUUGCUCCUCAAGAAGAGGACAGAACACUCCCACUCCACCCAGUCAUCCCCCAGAUCCUACAGUCCCACGGGUUCUCAACAGUAUCGUUCGCGUGUAUGCACGGUUCAACCUUUGAUAAUGCUGGAGCCCAGGUCACGACAGAUCUUCUACGUGUUGUUUUGACUACGGAGGACUCCAUGCCAGAUAGCAUCGGGGCUGUCAAGGACCACCUUGUCAGACUCCUACAGCAGCAUCGGAUUCAGAACGUUCACGUCGAGAUUCUGAAUAUCGAUUUGUGUCAUAAACCUUCGCUGGCCUACUUACCACUUGACAACCCACUUGCAAUGGCCUACGAAAAGACAAAAGUGACAGUCGCCAAUCUUCUGCGCAGAGAGAUUCCAGGCCGGUGGCAUUUGGUUUGUGCAUUUGAUAUAAGCAGUCGAGCCGAAAAGCAGCGGCCUGCUGUGGUGGUUAUCGUAUCGCCAAAUACCUCAGCGAACUGGUUUGGGCUCCGGGGGAAUAUUGCUGCGAUCCUUGCGCCUCACGUUAGCGAAAUUGAAAUCGAGUUUCUGCCUGGGGACAUCCAGCCAUUGGCUUAUAAAGAAGUCUCUGUGCUGGAUCGCAUGAAAGUCGAGGGUGACCCAGGGAUAGGCCACAAAGGAUUCCUGACAAAUUACCAUGUCGUGAGGCCUAAAACGCCGAAAGACUUUGUGACAGACCUUGACCGGCUUGGCUGCUCACUUGGUUCAAAGCAAGGGCAGCAUAUUCAGAUGGAAUAUCCCUCUCACGUCGAUCACAACUAUACACUGGGAGAUCUACAUCGGAGAUUGUCCAAUUUGCGAUCCCAGCAAUGGAGACAAGGUUCUAUGUCGCCCGUUGUGGCUCAGCAGUUCGUCGCCCAAGCCCAGCGCUCCGAGGCUACUUUGACACAGAAGGGCCAGAUUUUGCACCGUUUGCCUGCUGUUUUAGGUGAUGUUUUCAUCACGUCCGGAAAGGCAAUCGAAAAUAGGCAUGUGCAAGACUGGGCUUUUGUGAAGAUGCCACCUGAAAGUUCUUUCUUUGGCCUGAACCUGAUGUUCAAGAUACCUCCACAUCUUACACCGGACAAAUAUUUACCACACGCCACAUCCACAACGAUUGAAGAAGACACCGUGCUAUCGUCAAUCAACAAAUUGAUCCCUGGAGCAUUCUGCACAAAGAUUGGUCGCACAACUGGCGUCACAGCCGGGGUGUGCAAUGGCGCUAAGGCAAUAUGUCAAUGGGCCAAAGGUGACGAGAUACGCUGGGAUCUGUCCGGAAACACAGCAAAGGUUACUUCUUCUUCUGCCGAUGAAUUUGUGGUCGUGAAUGGAAAGCUACGUGGGUCUGACAGUCAACAGUCAACCUUUUGUGACGCAGGUGACUCUGGUUCGUUCGUACUCGAUGAGUAUGGCAACUUGAACGGAUUACUCUACGGUGGAGUCUUCCUUUAUGUAGGGACUAAUGCACAAGAAUGUUUCGGUGGGUUGACGACGUCUAUGGAUGACGUUAUAGAGUCUAUUCGGCGAAGAAACGGGGAUCAGGUUACCUUGAGUCUUUCCGCAUAA